AUGGCCGGGGGAGGCGCUGGCGAGCGGAAGAUCCGUGUUGGCAUCCUCGGCGCUGGCAUCGCCGGUACCAGUCUCGCCAUCGGACUGCUCCAGAACCCGUGUCUCGACGUCCGCGUCUUCGAGUCGUACCCCGGCAUUGGGGUGCGCGGGUCGGGUCUCGCGCUGCACGGCAACGCCAUCCGCGCCAUGGACACCAUCUCCCCCCUCAUCAAGGCCGCCUACUUCCGCAAGUCGCACUACAUGGCCGGCGAGGAGUCCGUCGAGAUGGCGACGCAGUUCAUCCUCGGCGCGGGCCCGGACGCCGGCACGCUGGUCGCGGAGCUCGGCCGCGCACGGGGUCGCAGAACCGUCCAUCGCGCGCACUUCAUCGAGGGUUUGCUGGAGGACACGCCGGGGUUGAAGGCGCGCGUGGGGUUUGGGAUGAGGGCUGUGGAGAUUUCGCAGAAUCAGGAUCAGGACGGAGGGGGAGAGGGAGAGGGAGAGGUGCAGGUGAAAUUCGCUGACGGCACCACCGCUGCUUUUGAUGUCGUCCUCGGCGCCGAGGGCGUCAAGAGUCUCAGCCGGCGUUAUGUGCUUGGGCCCGGGCACCCGGCUGUGGAACCGGUGAAUCACGAUAGUUGGCGCGCUAUCUAUCGGCACGUGCCGAUGGCCGAGGCGGCGGCGGCGCUGCCGCGGGCUUCUAUUGAGCGUGUAAGGUGCUUUUGCACGCCGUUGGGGUAUGUGAACGGCAUCCCGGUCGAUCUGGGGAGGACUUAUACCGUGGGCUGCUAUUUGCGCGAUGAUAAGAGGACGGCUGCUGGCGGCUGGGGGUUGGGGGAGGCGUUUGAUAAGGACGAGUGGAGCGAGUUUUCGGAGGAUACUAGGGCGUUGGUUGAGCUGCUAGCAAAGAACCCCAGCGAAGACUGGAAGAUCCAAGACCACGAUCCAGCACCGACAUACGUGCGCGGCGGCGUAGCCAUGCUCGGCGACGCCGCCCACGCCACCGCACCACACGCCGGCAACGGCGCCGCGCAGGCCCUCGAAGACGCCGCGGUGCUCACCGGGAUCUUCGCGCUCGUGACGUCCGCAUCGCAGAUCGAGGCCGCGCUCGGCGCGUACGAUGCCGUGCGCAGACCGCGGAGCCAGGAGGUCGUCCAGAUCACGAGACGCUUUGGGAGGCUGUAUACGAGGGAUGUGGAGGAUAUCGAUGUGGAGGAUAUGCGGAGGCAGAUGCGCGAGGGGGGUGCGUUUACUAAUGGCGUGGAUAUGGAGGCGCAGGUUAGGGAUGGGGUUGAGGCGUUUUUGGGGCGGUUGGGCGGUGGAGUUGGGAAAUAA
Molecule: messenger RNA, 1314 nt
Organism: Anthostomella pinea
Lineage: Eukaryota; Fungi; Ascomycota; Sordariomycetes; Xylariales; Xylariaceae
Source: the annotation of a GenBank genome assembly